Bombus huntii is the source of this 1778-nucleotide messenger RNA. Its product is annotated as probable cytochrome P450 6a14. The coding region runs from base 169 to 1671 and encodes 500 amino acids. The transcript is spliced from 6 exons. Gene Ontology annotation, molecular function: oxidoreductase activity, acting on paired donors, with incorporation or reduction of molecular oxygen; monooxygenase activity; heme binding. The record is from RefSeq and is a predicted model, not a curated record. NCBI's taxonomy places the organism in Eukaryota, Metazoa, Arthropoda, Insecta, Hymenoptera, Apidae.
GUUACUAUACAUUCAUGUAUGAUUUUAUUUCAAUUGCGUCACGAUUUAAAAGGAGACGUAAGUAAUGAUCGCUGGCAGUAUCAGUUGACAUCUUUCCACGAUACACAACAAACGUAGACCCGGAACAAACAUUCGUAGGAUCGUGAUUACUACAAAGCGUGAUACAACAUGGAUUAUUUUCAACUUGUCUGCGCCAUUGGCGUGGUGCUUUUAGCGAUCUACUAUUAUUAUACCUCAACAUUUGACUACUGGAAGAUUCGUGGCAUACCCGGACCGCAACCUACUGUCUUCAUUGGUAAUUUCAAAGAUAUUUUACUUAGAAGAGUGUCGCUAGCCGAUAAGCUGAGAGAAUUUUACGAUGAAUAUAAGAAAGAGCCAAUGUUUGGAAUAUUCGAGGGAACGACGCCUGUCCUCGUUAUUAAAGAUCUGGAAUUGAUCAAAGACGUUCUCAUCAAGGACUUUCCUCUAUUCGUUAACCGAGGUUUCCGCCUGUUUCCAAAGGCAGAACCACUGGGAGAACAUCUGUUCGCUCUGGAGGAGCAAAGAUGGCGACCAAUGAGAGCAAAACUCUCCCCAGUAUUCACGUCAGGCAAGCUGAGAGAAAUGUUCCCUCUCGUAAUAGAAUGCUCGAAGAAUCUGGAGGAAUACUUAGACAGCGUGGUCGAAACGGGUAAACCAGUGGAAUGUCGCGAUUUGGCUGGGAAAUUCACAACCGACGUAAUCGGUAGUUGCGCUUUUGGAAUCAACAUGAACGCUCUCUCGGAUGAGAACAGCGAAUUUCGCGAAGUAGGCAAAAAAAUGUUCACGCAGACCACGCGAAUGCAAAUCAGAGAUAUCUGUCGGCAAUUUCUGCCAAACAUCUAUGAAAUAUUUGGCCAUCUACUGCAAAUUCCAGGAGUCGACCAAUUCUUAAUAGACGUGGUCAGAGACACGAUAAAAUACAGAAGAGAGAAUAAGAUAGUCAGACCAGAUUUCAUCAACACGCUGAUGGAACUUCGAGACCAUCCAGAGAAAUUAGAAAAUAUAGAACUAACAGAUUCGUUGCUCACCUCGCAAGCCUUUGUCUUUUUCGCGGCUGGGUUCGAGACUUCCUCAACGACGAUAUCUCACGCUCUUUACGAACUAGCGCUAAACCAACAUAUACAGGACAGAUUACGUAAGGAAAUCAGAGAGGUUUACGACAAACAUCAAGGAGUUUUAACGUACGAUGCAGUUAAAGAGAUGAAAUAUCUGGACAAGUUUUUCAAAGAGGUGCUGAGAAUGUACCCGCUAAUACCGUUUAUAAUGAGAGAGGUAUCGGAAAAUUACACGUUCAAAGGCACCAAGGUCAGCAUAGAAAAGGGCACGAAAGUGUGGGUGCCAGCUUAUGGAAUCCAAAGAGACGCAGAUGUCUACCCGGAACCUGAGAAAUUCGAUCCUGAAAGAUUCAACGACGAUGCUGUUGCUGCUAGACACCCUAUGGCUUAUUUGCCUUUUGGCGAUGGUCCAAGAAAUUGCAUUGGAUCUCGUUUUGCACAGUAUCAAAGCAGGGUUGGCAUUAUAGCGGUCAUUCGCAAUCACAAAGUCGACGUUUGUGAGAAAACUAGGAUUCCCUACGAAACUGAUCCCCUUUCAUUUAUGCUGACGUUAAAAGGAGGUGUGCAUUUGAAAAUAACCAAAGUAGAGAAUUAAUAUACUAAAGAAUUGUAUUGUUAUACGCAAUAAUGUACAUAUCUAGCUAAUUUUAAUCCGACCAUUUAUGGUGACUCUUGAAAUUGAUAAUAAAAUUACAGCAUCGA